GGGAAGCCAACUAGCGAGUGGCGGCGGCGGCGGCGGCGGCGGCGGUGGCGGUGGCAGUUCGCCGCGAGAGCAACGGCUCCGAGGCCGAGUGGCGGUCCUGCGCAGACCUCGGUGCCCUCCUCCGCAUGAUCUUCUUGACACCGGACUUGAAGGAUACAUGCAAGUGAUCAGCCUUUGUACCUUCUCCACAUUUGAAGAUGGUGAAGCUAGAUAUUCAUACUUUGGCCCAUCACCUCAAGCAGGAACGCUUAUAUGUAAACUCUGAGAAACAGCUCAUUCAGAGGCUCAAUGCAGAUGUACUUAAGACAGCUGAAAAGUUGUAUCGUACAGCAUGGAUCGCUAAGCAACAGAGAAUUAAUUUGGAUCGGCUUAUUAUAACCAGUGCUGAAGCUUCCCCUGCUGAAUGUUGCCAACAUGCCAAGAUUUUGGAAGAUACACAGUUUGUUGAUGGGUAUAAGCAGUUGGGAUUUCAGGAGACUGCUUACGGAGAAUUCUUAAGUCGAUUAAGGGAAAAUCCUCGUCUUAUUGCCUCCUCUUUGGUUGCCGGAGAGAAACUUAAUCAGGAGAACACACAAAGUGUUAUUUACACAGUUUUUACCUCUCUCUAUGGCAACUGCAUUAUGCAAGAAGAUGAAAGCUACCUCCUUCAGGUGUUGAGAUACUUGAUUGAAUUUGAACUUAAAGAAAGUGACAACCCCAGGCGACUUUUGAGGAGAGGAACUUGUGCCUUCAGCAUCUUAUUUAAACUUUUUUCUGAAGGACUGUUUUCUGCCAAACUUUUCCUCACAGCAACUUUACAUGAGCCAAUCAUGCAGCUGCUUGUUGAAGAUGAGGAUCACCUGGAAACAGAUCCAAACAAGCUAAUUGAGAGGUUCUCCCCAUCUCAACAGGAAAAACUCUUUGGAGAGAAAGGCUCAGAUAGAUUCAGGCAGAAGGUUCAAGAGAUGGUGGAUUCCAACGAGGCCAAACUAGUGGCUUUGGUGAACAAAUUUAUUGGUUAUCUCAAACAGAACACAUACUGCUUUCCACAUAGUUUGAGAUGGAUUGUGUCACAGAUGUACAAAACUCUCUCCUGUGUAGAUAGACUGGAAGUUGGGGAGGUCAGAGCAAUGUGUACUGACCUCCUGUUGGCCUGCUUCAUUUGUCCUGCGGUUGUCAAUCCAGAACAGUAUGGAAUAAUUUCUGAUGCUCCUAUUAAUGAGGUGGCAAGAUUUAAUCUGAUGCAGGUUGGCCGCCUUUUGCAGCAAUUAGCAAUGACUGGCUCCGAAGAGGGAGAUCCCCGGACAAAGAGCAGCCUUGGAAAAUUUGACAAAAGCUGUGUUGCUGCUUUCCUUGAUGUGGUGAUUGGAGGCCGUGCAGUGGAGACCCCGCCAAUGUCCUCCGUUAAUCUUCUGGAAGGGUUGAGCAGAACUGUAGUUUAUAUAACCUACAGUCAGCUUAUUACUCUGGUGAAUUUUAUGAAGAGUGUGAUGUCUGGAGAUCAACUGAGAGAAGAUAGAAUGGCUCUUGACAAUUUAUUGGCAAACCUACCCCAGGCAAAGCCAGGAAAAAGCAGCAGUUUGGAAAUGACUCCCUAUAGUACUCCUCAGCUGUCUCCAGCAACCACUCCAGCAAAUAAAAAGAAUCGAUUGCCUAUAGCAACUCGGAGCAGAAGCCGCACCAAUGUUCUAAUGGACUUACAUAUGGACCAUGAAGGAUCAGCUCAAGAAACCAUCCAGGAAGUGCAGCCAGAAGAGGUGUUGGUCAUUUCCUUAGGAACAGGUCCCCAGCUUACUCCAGGGAUGAUGUCAGAAAAUGAGGUCCUAAACAUGCAGCUUUCGGAUGGAGGACAAGGAGAUGUCCCUGUCGAUGAAAACAAACUCCACGGUAAACCUGAUAAAACCUUGCGCUUUUCCCUCUGCAGUGAUAAUCUGGAAGGAAUAUCUGAAGGUCCUUCAAAUCGUUCUAAUUCAGUAUCCUCACUAGACCUGGAAGGGGAAUCUGUUUCAGAACUUGGAGCAGGACCUUCUGGGAGUAAUGGAGUUGAAGCUCUACAGCUGUUAGAGCAUGAGCAAGCUACAACCCAGGAUAAUCUCGAUGAUAAGCUAAGGAAGUUUGAAAUUCGUGACAUGAUGGGACUGACAGAUGAUAGGGAUAUAUCAGAAACAGUGAGUGAGACGUGGAGUACAGAUGUCUUGGGAAGUGAUUUUGACCCUAACAUUGAUGAAGAUCGCUUGCAAGAAAUCGCAGGUGCAGCAGCAGAGAACAUGUUAGGCAGUUUAUUGUGCCUGCCAGGUUCAGGGUCAGUGCUUCUUGACCCCUGCACUGGUUCUACCAUAUCAGAGACAACAAGCGAAGCUUGGAGUGUAGAGGUAUUGCCAAGUGACUCAGAGGCCCCAGAUCUAAAGCAGGAGGAGCGACUACAAGAACUGGAGAGCUGUUCAGGACUGGGUAGCACAUCUGAUGAUACGGAUGUCAGGGAGGUCAGUUCCCGCCCCAGCACACCAGGCCUCAGUGUUGUGUCGGGCAUAAGUGCAACCUCUGAGGAUAUUCCCAAUAAGAUUGAAGACCUGAGAUCUGAGUGCAGCUCUGAUUUUGGGGGUAAAGAUUCUGUCACUAGUCCAGACAUGGAUGAAGCAACUCAUGGUGCCCACCAGCUGACCUCUCCUCCUUCUCAGUCAGAGUCUCUCCUUGCCAUGUUUGAUCCACUGUCUUCACAUGAAGGGGCUUCUGCUGUAGUAAGGCCAAAGGUUCACUAUGCCAGGCCAUCGCAUCCACCACCAGAUCCCCCAAUCCUGGAAGGAGCUGCAGGAGGAAACGAGGCCAGGUUGCCAAACUUCGGUUCCCAUGUCUUAACUCCAGCUGAGAUGGAGGCAUUUAAGCAAAGGCAUUCUUACCCUGAGAGAUUAGUUCGCAGUAGGAGCUCUGAUAUAGUGUCUUCUGUCCGGCGACCUAUGAGUGACCCCAGCUGGAACCGACGUCCAGGGAAUGAAGAGCGAGAACUCCCCCAAGCCGCAGCCAUUGGUGCUACUUCUUUGGUGGCUGCACCUCAUUCAUCAUCUUCAUCCCCGAGUAAGGACUCCUCAAGAGGAGAGACUGAAGAACGCAAAGAUAGCGAUGAUGAGAAAUCAGACAGGAACAGACCUUGGUGGAGAAAACGUUUUGUUUCUGCCAUGCCCAAAGCUCCUAUACCAUUUAGAAAGAAAGAAAAACAAGAAAAAGACAAAGAUGAUCUGGGGCCUGACAGAUUCUCAACACUCACAGAUGACCCGAGCCCUAGACUCAGUGCACAAGCUCAGGUUGCUGAGGAUAUUCUGGACAAAUACAGGAAUGCCAUUAAACGAACCAGUCCCAGUGAAGGAGCACUGGCAAACUACGAAAGUGCAGAAGUUAUGGGUGAUGGUGAAAGUGCACACGAUUCGCCUCGUGACGAAACCCUGCAAAACAUCUCAGCUGACGAUCUCCCAGAUUCUGCGAGCCAAGCCGCCCACCCUCAGGAUUCAGCUUUCUCUUACAGAGAUGCAAAAAAGAAACUGAGGCUUGCUCUUUGUUCUGCGGAUUCUGUUGCUUUCCCAGUGCUCACUCAUUCAACAAGGAAUGGUUUACCAGACCAUACAGACCCAGAAGACAAUGAAAUUGUCUGCUUCCUAAAAGUUCAAAUAGCUGAAGCAAUUAAUUUACAAGAUAAAAACUUAAUGGCUCAACUUCAAGAAACAAUGCGUUGUGUGUGCCGCUUUGAUAACAGGACUUGUAGGAAACUACUGGCUUCUAUCGCCGAGGACUAUAGGAAAAGGGCCCCCUAUAUUGCUUACCUCACUCGUUGUCGACAAGGACUGCAGACCACGCAGGCUCACCUGGAGAGGCUACUACAAAGGGUUUUGCGGGACAAAGAGGUGGCCAAUCGAUACUUCACCACUGUCUGUGUGAGGUUGCUGCUUGAGAGCAAAGAAAAGAAGAUCAGGGAAUUCAUUCAAGACUUUCAGAAACUCACAGCAGCUGAUGAUAAGACUGCUCAGGUGGAAGAUUUUCUGCAGUUCCUUUACGGCGCCAUGGCCCAGGAUGUCAUAUGGCAGAACGCGAGUGAGGAGCAGCUUCAGGAUGCUCAGCUCGCCAUUGAGCGAAGUGUGAUGAAUCGGAUCUUCAAACUUGCCUUCUACCCUAAUCAGGACGGGGACAUACUCCGUGACCAAGUUCUUCAUGAACAUAUUCAGAGAUUGUCUAAAGUAGUGACUGCAAAUCACAGAGCUCUUCAGAUACCAGAGGUUUAUCUUCGGGAGGCACCGUGGCCAUCUGCACAGUCAGAAAUCAGGACAAUAAGUGCUUACAAGACGCCCCGGGACAAAGUGCAGUGCAUCCUGAGAAUGUGCUCCACGAUCAUGAACCUCCUGAGCCUGGCCAACGAGGACUCCGUCCCAGGAGCCGAUGACUUCGUCCCUGUUUUGGUUUUUGUGUUGAUAAAGGCAAAUCCACCCUGUUUGCUGUCCACUGUUCAGUACAUCAGUAGCUUUUAUGCCAGCUGUCUGUCUGGAGAGGAGUCUUAUUGGUGGAUGCAGUUCACAGCAGCAGUUGAAUUCAUUAAGACUAUCGAUGACCGAAAGUAACCAAGACCAAGGCCCACCAAGGCAGCAGACUGUUAGGGGGGCAUACGGAUCUCUUAGAAAAUGUACCAGCUGCUUUGAAGGCUGAAGAUUGUUUUUGUAUAAUAUUGUACAGUGUUGAGACCUUUUAAAACAGAUCUUUACUAAACAGAUUAAUGAGCUAACAAGCAGGUUCUCUUUUCUUUGGGCUCUUUUCCUUUCUGAGUUGCAUAUUUCAUUAAUUUCUUGUCCCCAAGUAGAGACUAGUACUGCAAAAAGGGACCACAUUUUUCAGGUAUUUUGAAAUACUGAAAAAACAGAAUCUCCUAGAAAAUUCCUAGAUUUCCGUUUAUGGAUACCCAUUCUUUCUUUUCAUUAAAAAAAAAAAGAGAGAGAGAAUAGUACACCUCUUUUAAGAUGCUGUCUAAUCUUAUAUGCAUCUAAUGGAAGGAAAAUACCAGUUGCACUGAGGAUUAUAAUAGUGGUGACAUUAGUGGCAUUAUCUAUAAAUAUACUCACCUAAAUUGAAAAGCUAAGAAGGAAAUGUAAAUAUAAUAUAUAUUUAUAUUUGAUGUAAUAUGGACAACUUCAGAUUCUAAUAAACAAGGAAUAUUGCUGAUAGUAGGUUGUCAUGUACCCUCUUGUAAAAUGGUUUCCUUGACAAAAUUUAAGCUGAGCUUAAAAGCAAAAGGCGAACAAAUACACAGAAGUAUUUAUUAAAGUGUAAUACAGUUUAUUGAACUUUCUAGGUGUGGAAUUUGAUGCACAGGGCUGCCUUUGAUGAAGGGUAUAGAAAUCACUGAGUACAUCACUUAGACAUUUCUCACCAUGGACGUCUUUGAGCCCGCAGUAGGAGAUAGACUCUUUAAUUGCCAUACAUUACAUACAAAGGAACAAUAGAUAUCUAAUACGUUCUUGUGGUACUUCUCAUCUGAAAUGCUAAAUAUAGUGUAGAAACCCCAAACAGAACUCCUUACAAACCUUUAACUGUAAUAUAUUUUUGAUGAUGAUUCACAUUGAAUGCACAUACCAGGAAUUCAGUGAAUGUCAUUUUAUUAAAAACUAAUUUGUAUUGUCUGCUCUAGUGAUACAAGUUUUACUAGUGAUAAACUAUUUUAAUCAACCAUACUAUUCUUAUGGGAAAAAAAUCUAUUUUGGCAGGUUUCUGUGCCUUUGUUUCCCUCUUCUGAACAAAAGUAUGUGUUUCUGUAUUUUGGUUUGAUUGUAUGUUGAUAAUUAAUCAGGAAUGGGUUUUGGUGUCUGAGAAACUGGCCAAGGAAGCCCACCAAAGCUUCAAGCACAAGUCUUAUACAUAGGUCAUCACUGACUGGUUUCACUUUUUAUGUUUCCUAAACAUGUUUAACUUCUAUUAUAAAACUUGGUCCCUUUGAGGGAACUUUGAGUCUCUUGUUGCUGGCAGCAUUUCCAGGCAUUUUUAAGGGAACUGUGACCAACAGCCUUGAGCAGAUGAGUACAGAGGCUGUCUCCUCCCUCUCUCCAGGAACUCUGUGCUCCAUUGUUCCUAGAGAAGCUGGGUUUUCUUUAUGCCUCGACCUCUUGUUCCUUUAUUCUAAAAUGCCAAGAUAACAGGUUGCAUAGGAGUGUGGGAUGUGGUUUCUGCCUUUUAGGGGGAGAUCAAAAUUACAGUAGUACUAAAAAAAUGUCCUCUGAAUGUUGGAUCAAGAAAUCUGUGUACAGAGUCGUGUGCUUCAUGGGCUGUAACUGUCAAGCUUGUCUAGGUCUUAGAAGUCAAAUCCCAUCAUAAAUACUUUACAAGACAAACAAACUGUCUAUCACGAUUUCUAAGGCCUAGGGGGAGUUUAGCAUUUGAUUCAAUAAAUGUUAAGUCAAUAGAAGACUUGGAAUAGUUGAAAUUCAUUGUUUUGGGAUUUAACUCAUAGGUCAAUGAGAGAUUUCUCUCCCCCAUGAUGGUUACUAACUCUAGUCCAUGUUGUCACUGUGGAAAUAAAUACGAAGAUGUGGACAUUGCACAGGGCUCUUUCCUGUGACGGAGAAGGUGGUGAGUUUGGGGUGGUGGGUUUGUAUCUUGUGGAGGCAGGAGAUUGGGCUCUGCAGUGCUUGAGACAGUGGUGAGGGUAGGACCCCAGGGAUUUGGCAUCAGAGUUACACCUGAGGCAGGUGGUGGCAGAGAAGCACAGCCCAGCUCUCUAAGCUGUUUUCCUCUGGAAACCUGUCAGGAGUAAGGACAACUUCAGCAUUGACCAUCGCUGGUUUAAUUUCAUGACAGCGUUUAUUAUAGUGUUGAUUUCUGAGUUUAGGAAUUGGUAACUGUCUGCAUGGCAGUGGUGGGGUGUGAGAUAGGGAGUAAUUUGAUUUUGCUCUUUCAGGAAAGAGGAAUAGUUGUUCUUUAGAUGUUUCUUACCACACUUGCUCCCGGUACAUAGUUUAUAUGAAGGAUUGUGCAAAAGUAUAAAAUCACAUAUAGGAAACAUUCGGUAGCCACCGAUUAUUACAUGGAAUUUACAAAGGUAAUAAAUGUUAAAUGUUCACUGAAAUCUUGUGGAAUUGUCUAAUGAAAAAUCAGUUUAUAUUUUGUAUUAAUACUCUGCUUCUGGAGACAAGUAAUAGAAAUACAGAUUGAAGAUUGUCCUUGUAAAAUUAUUAUUUUUUAAAUCUAGUAAACAUUUUGUUUUCUUUCUCUGCUUUAGGUCAAGUCUCAGCCACAGUUACUGAUUUCUCCUGCUUUUUCUUUUUAAAAACCUGCUUAGGAAAGCCUUUUUUAUACAGAUAUGAAAUCGCUGUAAGAGGAUUAGGCUUUGUGAAGGAUCGAAAAUAGAUGUGGAUGUGAUGCAUGGUUUUUCUUUCCCUGUUGUGUCCUGGAAGCCUUUAAUGUAGACUUUCAACAUACAUGUUCCUGAGAUGCAUAAGUGAGAGAACAAAAACCCGCGCCAGACCGUGAGGAGGCCGCACUCUGGCCACGAGAAGCUGUAGCUGACCGCAUGCCAUUCGGCACCGUUUCCCCAUUGCCUACCAUGGGAAUUCCAUGGGCCAAGUGAAGGUCAAUGUUGUGAAGUUGUAACACUUCCUCUCUCUGAUGAGAUUGAGUGUGAAAAAGGAAAGUAGGAACACACUUGCUCAAAAUUGUUAAUGGAUUGCGUAGCAGUGAUAGAAACGUUAGUGGACUCAGCUUCCUCCAUUUAUGUGUGUCCUAGACUUUCUCUUCCCUCCCCAUUCCUGCUUUAUUUCUUAAGGAAAAGUCUGCCUCUUUUUAGUUCUUUUAACUCUAGUAAGUUUAUUCUAUGUGUAAUUGCCAUACUUUGGGGGGCGGGGGUGGGGGUGGGAGUCAGAAACAGUCCUGAAGCUCAAAGAAUUUUCUGUGAGUAGAUGAAUAGCGAUGAGAUAUUUGAGAUACUUUGAAUGCCAAAAUGCUUGAGAAUGUUGCCAGAUUAAUAAUCAUUUAAUAUAUUUUAGAGUGUAGGUUACCCAAGGAGUAGGGUGACCGGGAAUAGCUUUAUUACUCUUGAGAAUACUUGGAGAGAGGAAGAUACAGUGCUUCAGCAUCAAGGUAGGUGCGGUUGAGCUGUGGGGUCACCACGGAGCCACGUGUCCUACAGGCCUGUGCUCAGCGCAGGUUAACUUCACGAGAGAGGAAGUCCUCUACACUUGGUUAAUGGCAGACAGUGUGGGCAGGGGCCACACGCCUUAAGAAUUCACCUCUGCUGAGUUGAUAUUCUGUCUUGUCUACUGUAUUCUUGUGCUUCACCUGUAUUAAAAAGCUUUGUACUGCCUCUCCUCUUGAAACUGAUCAAACCUUAUAUAAGCCUCGGCUAAUGAGCUUGCACCAUCUUGUAUAUGUACAGGAAACCCAUCCUGUCUCCUAAUGUGAUUACUCAUGUAUGAUAUCAUUGUGUAAAAUUGAUUAAAAAGGGAGAGCAGUUGAAUCCA
Molecule: messenger RNA, 8462 nt
Organism: Balaenoptera acutorostrata (minke whale)
Lineage: Eukaryota; Metazoa; Chordata; Mammalia; Artiodactyla; Balaenopteridae
Gene: GAPVD1
Product: GTPase activating protein and VPS9 domains 1
Exons: 27
Coding region: 198-4580 (1460 amino acids)
Biological process (GO): regulation of GTPase activity; vesicle-mediated transport; regulation of actin cytoskeleton organization
Cellular component (GO): cytosol; endocytic vesicle; cytoplasm
Molecular function (GO): GTPase activator activity; guanyl-nucleotide exchange factor activity; small GTPase binding
Source: RefSeq, a predicted model, not a curated record